CGAGGAUGUGGGAGACAUCUCCAUGUGACUCGGUACGUUUGUUAUCUCCAGGAAUCCCAAAGAAUAUACCCCACACUAUCGCCCACCUCAAAAUCAACCAAUGAAAAGGUUCCACACACUAGGUUGCGUGGCACUAUUUCAGUCCCUCAUGCUAUCUCUUAACUCUAUCUAUCGUCGCCAGCUUUGAUUAACUCUAAACUCCCCACCAGACUGCACCUGCCAGACCUGUUUGUGGAUCAUGCAUACCAAAGGAAGUACAGAAUGCUGUUGCUCUUUUGAAGACUACAAUCAGACGACAGAAUGGCUUCUGAGCCGGACGAGACAUAGGCCUAAGAUCGCAGUGGUGUGUGGCUCCGGCCUGGGCCUGCUCGCCGAUGGUGUUACCAACAAAGAGAUCUUCCCUUACGCAGAUAUCCCCAACUUCCCCGUCAGCACAGUCCCGGGUCAUGAGGGGUGUCUGGUGUUUGGUAUUCUAAAAGGCAAAUCCUGCGUCUUCAUGCAAGGCAGAUUCCAUCUGUACGAGGGCUAUUCACUCUGUAAGGUCACAUUCCCGGUGCGGAUCUUCAAGCUGUUGGGCGUGGAGACCCUCAUUGUGACUAACGCCUCAGGGGGCCUGUGUCCGGACUUCAAAGUGGGCGACAUCAUGCUCAUUAAGGACCACAUUAACCUGCCAGGCUUCGCCGGCCAGCACCCUCUGUGCGGCCCCAAUGACGAACGGUUUGGGAUCCGGUUCCCCUGCAUGUCAGAUGCCUACAGUAAGGACCUGAGGAAGCUAGCUCUGGAUAUCAGUCAUGAGCUGGACUAUACCAACUUUGUGCGGGAAGGGGUGUACUGCAUGGUGAGCGGGCCCAACUUCGAGACCAUCGCUGAAGCACGCAUGUUGCAGGUCUUGGGGUGCGACUCUGUGGGCAUGAGUACGGUCCCAGAGGUAACAGUGGCCAAACACUGUGGCCUGAGGGUCUUUGGUCUCUCACUCAUCACAAACAAGGUCUCCCUGGACUACAGCCGCGAGGAGAAGGUGAACCAUGAGGAGGUCCUGGAGAUCAGCAAGAUGAGGGCGGAGCAUCUGCAGAUGAUGCUCAACACACUUAUCGCCCGCUCCCACCAGCUGGACGAGGGCAUCAAUGUCAACUGAAGGAGAAAGGGGGAUGGAGAAAGAGACAGAGAGACAUACUCUAAUGUUGAAGCACACUCUCUCUCUCACCAGACACACACAGAAACACAGACAUGUACACACACAUGUGCACACUUGCAUAUCAUUCACUGUGAAUCUUUACAAUAAUCAACCAUCCAUGAUGAAAGAAUUUAGUACAUUUUCUAGUUUAAUAAAAUGUUCUAAAGUUGUUGUUUUUUUACACAAGAACCAGUCUGUUAAAAAAUGUAAAUGCUUAUUUGAUGAUAGAGCACUGAUAUGAGAAUAUGUAAUGAUAUGAAAUGUAAUGAAUAUGUAAUUAUUUGAUGAUAGAGCACUGAUAUGAGAAUAUGUAAUGAUCCUAUUUAACAUCAGCUGAAGGGCUGCCACUACCAGUUGUACAACUGAACACCUUCAACUGAAAUGUGUCUUCUGCAUUUAACCCAACCUAGGUAUCCCCCUUACCUGAGGAAAUUCAGAGAGAGAGAGAUUAUACAUUCAUUCCACAAAAUGUUUUUCUCCCAAAAAUAAAUGUGAAAAACCUCCAACCAGAAAAUAGCAUUUAAUAACAAAUAGUGGGGAAAAAAAUAUGCAACUGAACUAAUGUACAGAUGAUGGUGCUUUUCUCUUCAAAUUCCUCUUGCUAUUCAGAGCUAGUGACAGAAAAAACAUGUCCUGUAUUAAUAUAAUUAUACAGUGUUCUUUUUUGUUAUCCCCUCACUGUUUAGAACGAGAAUCAAACUAUUAUUUCUGUGCUUCAUUGUUUUUACCACACAACACGAGUCUGUUUCAUAGAGUUGAUGAAAAAACUAUUUCCAUGCUAAACAAUUACAGUGUUACGAAUUAGUUUGACUGUAAUAACAAUGAGAGCUCAUGUAGAAAUAAUAUGUUUCUUGUAAGAAUUUACACAGCAACAGAAACAAUUUAUAGAAAAACGUGGUAUCUUGCCAAAGCAAAUACUCUGUUCACUGCCUUGCCUUACAGUAAAUCGAAGUGCAUUCAUCUAUAAAGAAAACACUGCCAUCUUUCACAGGGCUCCUCAGCCAAUAUGGUGCAGUGGUACCUUCUCCACUGUAGCGAUAAGCUUGGAGAACACUGAUGUGUUCAUAACAAGGUUUUCCCAUUGUAAAUAUUUAGAUACAUAUAUAAAUAAACAUACAGUAGAUAUAGAUCAUA
This is a messenger RNA of Salmo salar (Atlantic salmon), 2308 nucleotides long. RefSeq names its product purine nucleoside phosphorylase 4b (gene pnp4b). Gene Ontology annotation, molecular function: purine-nucleoside phosphorylase activity. The record is from RefSeq and is a predicted model, not a curated record. Gene Ontology annotation, cellular component: cytoplasm. Lineage: Eukaryota; Metazoa; Chordata; Actinopteri; Salmoniformes; Salmonidae. Gene Ontology annotation, biological process: nucleoside metabolic process.